UCUCACCCUCCACUACAUACUACUACCGAUCGUUCCCCAUGGGUUGUUGGUCUUACCACUUAGUGAGAUAUCGGGUAUGAUUCAGUAAUUUCUAUUUCUUGAGAAAUACCGCCAUUGUUUCUGGAGACUCUAUUCGUUAGAGUCUCCUUCAGGCCGCCGUCCCCUUUGUCUUUGGCCAUCGGAGCUGAAUGGUCCUGCCUUCAACGCCGUCAGCACCUUUACAUUUUCCCAUCUGCUACAGGCUAGAUUGCUGAAGGGACAUGUUCGGUUUCUCGUCCAAACGUCCAAGGGGUCAUGACGAGCUUGCCGAUCUUGACAGUAGCGCCAUCCCUGAGAGAAAGAAGCACCGUUCCCUAGCUCUCCGCACGUCCCCGCACUGCUCCCAGAAGCCCACCUUUACCGAAGCUACCCAAGCUAUCUCUGAGUUCGGUUUAUCUACGUUGACGCCAGUGGAGUCCUCAGAUGAUGACGAUGGUAACGACGGCCAUAGAAAACACGUGCGUGCCGGCUUGACACAUAGUAAGGGGGAGCUGCCCCACCAGACAGCCCAUUGUCACGCUUCCAAUACGGCAAUGGAUAUAGACCACGAUAGAGAUAUGCUGCCGCCGAUGGGUGAUCGUACCCAGUACCUAUGGCCAACCAGUGCAGGUGGCAAUGAGGAUAUCCAGCCAUCGCCAAUCCCUCACAGUCUAGUUAACCAGUAUCUGACCAUCAGUGAGCCACAUGCUGCAACUUCCGCGUACGGAUAUUUCCCCCCAACGACGAGUAAUCAUGAUUCUACGUUGUCUACAUGUCACCCGACUUCUCACGGCGCAACCCCGUCUUGCUUUGAUACCCAGCGCCUCCCCAGCCCAGUUAGUGACGGUGAAGAUGCAAUGGCAAGCACCAAAGACACCGCGAGUGACGUGGAUAUGACCUACAACCCGUCUCGCCCUGCCUCAUUCUCUCCCUCUAUAUGGUUGGGGACGGAGCGGAGCUCGCCCAACACGCAGGAGACAAUGCCGUCAAUGGACAGUGCGAAAGAUACACUACCGGAACCCAAGUCAAAGAGUGUGUCAAACAAGAAGAAAAUCACGAUCUCAAUGGGCUACCGAGCCGACUGCGAAAAAUGCCGGUGCAAGGUGCCAGGCCACUAUAGUCAUAUCAUUCAUGCUUAAGAUGUCUUUACGAUUCACCGCGUUUAUCAUGGUCACCGUCACCUGUACAUUAUUACAUUGUAGAUACCAAGGAUUGGAACGGAGUUAUCGAGUGGGCACUAAGAUCCAUUAUACAUGAUGUCGUUUUCGAGGCGUUCGGGAAUUUGGGGUUGAUUUUGUCCAAUCUACUAUUAAGGUUGCAAUGGACCUGUGUAUAGCGAAGUUUAUUUCAAAUGGAAAAAAACUGAAAUCUAGAUGUGCGUGUAUUCUGGGUCAGAGAGGCCAGGCCAGUUAAGUGGAAUACCCAUCUUCCGACAAGUCGUUCCGAUGCGGCUGACAUAAGCGACUCUAUCCGACCUACGGAACUGAGGCAUCCUCUCAAUCAACUACUCCGACUUGCUGUGUAGCACAUGCAUGAUAAUCAGUUUUGGUCGAACUGGUAAAUACUGUGUUUCCCACGCAUUUACAAAUGGUCCGACGGUGGACAGACAUUGUGUACAAGGGCCGUGUUACCAGGGAGAUUCUCAUUAGCAUUAAGGUGACCGACUCCAAAUGAUAAGAUCGGAUCUCUCCACUCUUUUUCCCCAACCUCGGCGGCAGAAGCUUUAGCCGAUCUUCGUUGCCGGCAGUUGAUGGCAAGCUCUCAAGGGCCAUGUCCACUCUUAGAGGGCCCGCUCACGGAAUCUUGUCC
This is a messenger RNA of Aspergillus pseudotamarii, 1827 nucleotides long. RefSeq lists its product as uncharacterized. The transcript is spliced from 2 exons. The coding region runs from base 261 to 1157 and encodes 298 amino acids. The record is from RefSeq and is a predicted model, not a curated record. Lineage: Eukaryota; Fungi; Ascomycota; Eurotiomycetes; Eurotiales; Aspergillaceae.